Messenger RNA from Lottia gigantea (owl limpet), 708 nucleotides. RefSeq lists its product as hypothetical. Lineage: Eukaryota; Metazoa; Mollusca; Gastropoda; Lottiidae. The record is from RefSeq and is a predicted model, not a curated record. The transcript is spliced from 3 exons. The coding region runs from base 1 to 708 and encodes 235 amino acids.
AUGAAGAUAAAUCUUUGUUUGGUGUUGUUUUCAAUUGUAGUUUAUAUUGUGUGCUCGAUGGACAUUUUGAUGAUCAGAAGAGAGGAUUUGGAGGAUACGACAUCUGAAGAUUAUACACUGUUACAUUUAGAUAAUAUACAGUCAGUGACAAUUUGUGGGAUUCAGUGCUCCAGAGACUUAGCAUGUGUAUCAUUCUUUUAUAAUAAACAUUCUGAAGUUUGUCAGACAAAAUCAGUUCAGUUUCAACCCUAUUCAUAUGUAGAACUAGAAUAUGGCAACUCUUAUUACACUCUGCAUCAAGAGAAUUGCCCAGUUGACUUUGUAAGAAACAGAAAAUAUGAUUUAUGUUAUAAACCGUUUUUGAAUAUAGUUUAUAAUGUAGACGAAGCUUACUCAAACUGUGAAAAUGAUGGCUAUGUAAUAGCCAGAGCUAAAACAGAUGAUGCCUAUCGACAUAUCUGUGAUCAACUCAUGGUAACAGAUGAUGGAUAUGGAGAAUAUAUAAUUGACGGAAAGGAGAAUAUUUCGAUGAACGGCGAUUGGUGGUUCAGUAAUGGUGAACAAAUGUUGGCAUUCAUUUGGGGUCCAGAUGAACCCAUUAUUGAAUCAGAUUUUUAUUAUGUUCAUUUACAUAUGGAAGAUGGAAAAUGUGAAAUGCAAACUACUCUCUACACUUAUGAUUAUUACUAUAUUUGCCAGGUAGUGUGA